This is a messenger RNA of Ostreococcus lucimarinus CCE9901, 639 nucleotides long. RefSeq names its product DNA excision repair protein ERCC-1-like protein (gene ErcC). Gene Ontology annotation, cellular component: nucleus; ERCC4-ERCC1 complex; nucleotide-excision repair factor 1 complex. NCBI's taxonomy places the organism in Eukaryota, Viridiplantae, Chlorophyta, Mamiellophyceae, Mamiellales, Bathycoccaceae. Gene Ontology annotation, molecular function: damaged DNA binding; single-stranded DNA binding. The transcript has a single exon. The record is from RefSeq and is a predicted model, not a curated record. The coding region runs from base 1 to 639 and encodes 212 amino acids. Gene Ontology annotation, biological process: meiotic mismatch repair; mitotic recombination; UV-damage excision repair.
AUGAAACGGCCGCCCCUCAGCACGCUCUUGGUGAAUGUCCUACACAAGACACACCCGUUAUUGGCUCUUCUGGAAGUCGGGUACAGACUCGAGAACAUUGAUUGCGACUUCAUUUACGAACACACCAGUAUUGUAUACUGCACGCUUCGCCUCCACACACUCAAUGCGGACCUAUCAACGCAACGCCUGAAGAAAGCUUCAAGCGUUCUGGCGAAUGUGGUUGUUCUAUGUCUCGUCGACUCAGAGGACAGCUUUCAAGCGUUGAUCUCGUUAAAUAGAGUUUGUGCAGCAUCGAAUUGUGUUCUUGUUUGUGUGUACACUUUAAGGGAGGCAAUCAGCUACAUUCACGCGUUGUGUGCUGCAACAGCCAGGAAGGAUACUAGUACUACAAUGAUCAGUGAUGUGUGCUCCAUUCUCUCUUCUAUUCGCGGCAUAAAUAAACUUGAUGUUCAUGCUUUGUGCCAUAAUUACUGUUCAUUUUCUGAUUUGUGCAAAUCGAAUGCGCGGAGCUUAUCUGAUUGCCCUGGUGUCGGCGCAACGAAAGCACAAAUUUUGAGACAAGCUCUCCAGAAGCCCAUUAUGAUCGAUCAUGAUCCCUCACUCAACUCAAGUAGAGAAAAGCCACGACUAUGUACCUGA